AGUUGUUAGUGUUUCACUUUUCCUUUCUGUCCUGCAGCUGGAGAUAAAGUCAUGGCUCGUCACAGGAGACAGUAUUUCGAUGGAGCUGCUGAAGACGGAGAAAGGAAACGCCACUGUGGCUCUGAACCGCCUCCGAGAGCUGCAGAACAUCUCCGCCUCCAGCCAUAAAACUGUGAUAUUGGCGUCCGGAUAUUAUGCAGCAUUCAGAGUGACACUGGUGGCCAAAGCACUGGAGGGCCUGUAUGAUGGAGCCAUUCACAUCACCACAGAUUACGAGAUAUUAACCAUCCCAGUGAAAGCUCUCAUCGCAGUGGGGACGCUAAGCAGCUCUCCGAAGCACAUCGUUUUACCGGCUUCGUUUCCAGUGAGUAACUCGGAGGCCUAAUUCCAAACCGACCCACACACACUUCCACUAUGUUUGCGCGUUCACAUGGAGGGUCCGCCAACAAGUGGGGAGUGUGUUAUCAAGCCCUCCAACAGCGAGUUAGUGCAGGAAUGAAAAAUGCUGUUUACAAAUAGUUCUGUGCAAACGUUUACUAGUAAAUUGCACCGAAUAAGCGACAUUUAAUAUUGUAUUUGAUGUAAACUUGAAGGUUAGACUUACGAUACGAUAAUUACUGUCAGAUCAAUCGGACAUUUUUCUUGCAUCGCAGCAGCUCCAUUUGCAAAAUCAAACAAGGUCACAUAUUAAGGCACGAUGCAAGGAAACAGACAUUUAACAUACCAUUACAAUCACUGAAAAAAGAACUAGUUUAAGACCCUCUAACGUACAUUUGAUCUGGGAUGUUUAAUUUGAGGAUGGACUGGUGCACAAAGGAGUGCUUCAGUCUUA
Molecule: messenger RNA, 832 nt
Organism: Notothenia coriiceps (black rockcod)
Lineage: Eukaryota; Metazoa; Chordata; Actinopteri; Perciformes; Nototheniidae
Product: transmembrane protein 131-like
Exons: 3
Coding region: 80-385 (101 amino acids)
Cellular component (GO): membrane
Source: RefSeq, a predicted model, not a curated record